AUGUCCUCUUCACCUGAUUGGUACGCGCCGCUGUCAUCGGGCGGGCAGCAUGAUGGCGCACACCGCAAGCGCUCCCAGUUCACAUAUCGCCACCUGUCCCAAAUGGCGAGCUACGUCACGUCCAGCCCGCUGCGUGUCAUUGCGCACGUUGAUUUGGAUGCGUUUUAUGCGCAGUGCGAGAUGGUUCGACUGGGGCUGCCAGAUGACCAGCCACUGGCAGUUCAACAGUGGCAGUCUCUGAUUGCCAUCAACUACCCAGCUCGUAAGAGUGGGAUUGGUGGGCGUCUCGGCUCCGUUUUAGACGCUAAGAAGGUGUGUCCGGAUCUCAUCGCGCAGCAUGUCGCGACGUGGCGCGAGGGUGACGACAAGUGGGCGUAUCGCGCCGAUGCUGCUGCCAACAUGACCACGGACAAGGUAUCCCUCGACCCGUACCGUCUUGAGUCGCGCAGAAUCCUGGCACUCGUUCGCGCCCACCUCCCGCAGAACCUUCAACGCGUGGAAAAGGCAAGUGUCGACGAAGUCUUUCUGGACUUGUCUGCCCAGGUGCACUCUAUUCUCCUCGAGCGGUUUACGGAACUGCAGCAGCCCCCGCCCUACAAUGACCCAACAGAGCGGCUACCGUUGCCCUCUGUUUCUGCGCUGGACUGGCAGGCGGAUGCGCUAGUCGACUUGGACGAGGAGCGCGAGGGUGAGGAUCCAGACUGGGACGAUGUAGCAAUUCUGGUCGGCUCAGAAAUUGUGCGCGGGUUGAGGACCGAGAUUCGUGAGCGGUUGCGAUAUACCUGCUCAGCAGGUGUGGCCUGCAACAAGCUGCUAAGCAAACUCGGCUCCGGCUACAAAAAGCCCAAUCACCAGACGGUGGUGCGUAAUAGGGCAGUGGGCAUAUUCUUGCACGAGUUCAAGCUGACCAAGAUUCGUAAUCUGGGCGGUAAGCUUGGCGAGCAAGUGGUAAGCCUCUUUGGGACAGAGCAAGUCAAGGAUCUGUUACCCGUGCCAAUUGAGCAGCUCAAGGCCAAGCUGGGCGAGGAGACUGGCAUAUGGUUAUAUAACACCAUACGUGGCGUCGAUACGAGUGAAGUCAACCCGAGAACUCAAAUCAAGUCUAUGCUAUCUGCCAAGUCAUUCAGACCACACAUUGAUACACCAGAGCAGGCUAUCAAAUGGCUUCGCAUCUUUGUGGGAGACAUCUUCAACAGGCUUGUGGAGGAAGGCGUGCUGGAGAACAAGCGUCGACCAAAGACGAUACACCUGAGUGCUCGUCAUAUGGCGCAGACGCGGAGUCGGCAGAUACCCAUACCUCAAGGCCGGCCGAUUGACGAAACCAUGCUCAUAGGCUUGGCCAAGGACUUGCUCUCGCAGAUCCUAGGCGACCGUAGCAUAUGGCCAUGCAACAACCUCAGCCUCACCGUGGGUGGAUUUGAAGAUGGCAUAAAGAACAACAUGGGCAUCGGAGCAUUCUUGGUCAAGGGUGAUGCAGCUAUGUCCCUCAAAGCUGACGACCAUGGAAACAGCGCAUCUGCAUCCUCAGAAAGACCGCAUAAACGAGCUCGUGCAGACGAGGCGGGUAUACAGCGAUUCUUUGUCCUCGACCAUACGGAAAGGACGCCUGGUGCGGAGGCGGAUGCUACAACGGCCCAUGUCCGGGGAAGAGACGGCGACUGCGUGGAGAAUAACCAUGGCCAUCACAAAUCAGAUGCAGAUGCGGCUGCAGAGGCCGAAGCCGAAGCAGGGAUACAUAUUCAUCAACCGGGCGAGCCCCAGCGAGCGGGCUGGUGGUGCGGUCGCUGUAACGCCUCCUUCGAUAUGCCGGAGGCACUACAAAGCCACAUGGACUGGCAUAUGGCUAAGGACAUACAAGAAGAAGAACGUGUCACGUCAACAUUCGCCGAGGGAUCACGGAGUGCAAAACCGGUGCGUGGCACAAGCAACAAGGGGCCCGGCGGGUCGUCCACCUCGCGACGCGGAGGGCGCGGAGGCGGAAGCAGCAGGCUUGAACAGGGCCAAAGUAAGCUAAAGUUUGGGUAA
Molecule: messenger RNA, 2025 nt
Organism: Cordyceps fumosorosea ARSEF 2679
Lineage: Eukaryota; Fungi; Ascomycota; Sordariomycetes; Hypocreales; Cordycipitaceae
Product: sister chromatid cohesion protein Eso1
Exons: 2
Coding region: 1-2025 (674 amino acids)
Biological process (GO): error-prone translesion synthesis; response to radiation
Cellular component (GO): replication fork; site of double-strand break; nucleus
Molecular function (GO): damaged DNA binding; DNA-directed DNA polymerase activity
Source: RefSeq, a predicted model, not a curated record